AUGUCUUACCAAGAAGCAGUUGACGAACUUGAAUAUUCUCAUAUCCAAGAGCCAACUAUCUCAGACUACAACCAGCAGAUCACUCCCACCGAAGCUUCAAUCACACAAGCUUUCAAAGUCAUCCCAAAUCCAAUGCCUGUCCAGUCAAAGGUUGCGCUUAAUGUGCCAGACCGCCUGUUUUUCAGGUUGAACGAACUCAUGAAACCAACCAAAGAUCUUGGAUCUGUCCUCACUACCUUCAACUAUGGCCUCUACCUGCUGGCUUACUUCGACUCCAAAGCCUACAAUCUCAAGUCCAAAGCCCUUUCAUUUGUCAGACCAGAAACUGCCUUCACCGCCCUGCCUGUAGCUGCCGAAGCAGAGUCAUCUCCCUUUGCCAGAUUGGGCUCUGUCGUUGCCAAUGCCAGGUUGACACUAAGACUCUUCGGUCUACUCCCUAUCUACGUUCGUGCCAGGAAGCUGAUUAGAGACUCAAAGAGUAUGGACCCUGUACUCUACAUCAUCUCUUUUAUCCAAUGUUCUCUCUUUGCGACGUUCCAGCUCCUCGAGAAUAUCGCAUUCCUCACAGAGAAAGGUGUCCUGAUGAAAUGUGGUCUGGGGUGGCUCUUCAACGGCACAGGCGGACGUGUAGCAAACAUGUACAGGGUCGCGCACCGUGCUUGGUUCUUGGGCAUAAUCUGUGAUUUUGCCCGUCUCAUGCGCGAAGCUCAGAUAUUCUUCACAAAGAAUCAUCUUGAGAAAGGCGAAAUCACUCGAGAGGAAGCCGAGAAGGCUGUGCAGUGGUACUAUGAUUGGAUUCGUCCUCUGGCAUGGUUACCUAUCGGUUGGCAUCUUUCGGGAUGGAUGGGAGAUAAGACAGCGGGAUUCAACUUGGGAGUUCAGGGGGCAGCGGGUGUUUUGGCUGAUCUUAGAAGGACUGCUAUGCUCUGGCAUGCAACUCAGGAAGCCUGAAAUAUCUGCGUCAUCGAGAAUAUUCAAACAGUGUGAAGAUGUGUCAUAUGGAUAGAGUCCUUAGUACAGGGAUUAAAACGCAUUUAACCGCGGGGGUGAAUAG
Fusarium redolens is the source of this 1054-nucleotide messenger RNA. RefSeq lists its product as uncharacterized. NCBI's taxonomy places the organism in Eukaryota, Fungi, Ascomycota, Sordariomycetes, Hypocreales, Nectriaceae. Gene Ontology annotation, cellular component: peroxisomal membrane. Gene Ontology annotation, biological process: peroxisome fission. The transcript has 2 exons. The record is from RefSeq and is a predicted model, not a curated record. Bases 1 to 951 code for a protein of 316 amino acids.